AUCCAUAGAAGAAGUAGAGGCGCGUCUACCGUGUGCGCAUGCGCGGCGUGGACUGUUCUCCACAGAGCCAUGCGCGUGAGAAAAGAGCCUUAACUCGGACAGAAAGAGCCGUUAACAUAAGAGGACAUGAGUCUGAAGGAGGAGCCGGAGCUGUGGGGCGUGGAACGGGACACGGGUGAGGCCCAAGAGCAGAAAGUCGACCUACACAACACAGGUGUCCAGAGCUCAGAAGACCAAGGUCCAGAUCUUCUCAACGUCAAAGAAGAACCAGAGGAAGUGAACAUCGAACAGGCGCCGCUACAAGAAGACCCAUUUAUCUGUGUCACUGUGAAAGAUGAGGAAGAGGAGGAGGGGAGACAAGAGGAGGACAGUGACGAAGCUCCAAGUUUAGAAGAACACUCAGAAAGCGAAGAAAACUACGAGAACUCCUCUGAUACUGAUGACUCUGAAGACUGGACAGCUGAAAGUCCCAAAAACAAAACUCACAAAUGCUCUGACUGCGGGAAGGCGUUUGCUUCUGUCCAAGGUUUAAAGAGACAUCUACAGAUCCACACGGGACAGAAACCUUUCAGCUGUUCAGUUUGUGCUGUGGAGUUUAACCAAAAAGCCGAUCUAAAGAAACACAUGAGGACUCACACUGGGGAGAGACCCUUCAGGUGUCCAGUCUGCGGAAAGGGGUUUUCACAGAAAUGUAACAUGCACAGACACAUGAAGACCCACACGCGGCAGAAACCUUUCAGCUGUUCUGUUUGCGAGGAGGCGUUUGAAUCAGAGAGUCAUUUAGAACGCCAUGUUGUGAUUCACGCCGGCAAGAAACCAUUCAAAUGUCCGUUCUGUUUGAAGGGAUUCCCCAAAAAUGCGUUGCUCAAAAUCCAUCUUCGGAAUCACACUGGAGAGAAGCCAUACCAGUGCUCAGUUUGUGCCAAAUCUUUUGCCAAAACCGGAGUUCUAAAGGAGCACAUGAAAACUCACACUAUACAGAAAAGAUAUGAAUGUUCAAACUGCGACCAAGUUUUUACCUCAAAGAUGACGCUUAAGAAACAUGAAAAAAGCCACAAAAAUGAGAAACCGCCGACCUGUCCUUUCUGUCCCAUGACUUUCCAAACCAGGAUCAAUCUAAAGAAACACAUACGGACUCAUGGGGACAGACCUUACAGCUGUUCACUUUGCAGUAGUAGUUUUCAGUAUCCAGAUCUCCUCAGGAAGCACAUGGACUCUCAUGCAUUUCGCUGCUGGGUUUGUAAAAAGGCGUUUCCGGAUGCUUCGAGUUUGGAGCAGCACAUGAAGAGCGGAAGUCACGUCACAGAGGAAGCCGUUAUGUGUUCAAAAUGUGGAAUCCGAUUUAACACCAAAGACACUUAUGACCAGCAUCUGUGUCGCAAGAAAGAGACUGCAGCUCAGGCGUCCUCUCCAAAUAUGUCUGUCACGUCCUCAGUCCAACCAAAAACACUCCAGACUCCGCUGAACCUGGUCCAAAUCCUUGUGAACCCUCAGACCGGAACAGCCGUGUUUUUGACUCAACCCAAGCAAUAAGUGUGAACGACUUGAGACUUCUUAAAAGUCAUAUAUUAUGU
This is a messenger RNA of Periophthalmus magnuspinnatus, 1574 nucleotides long. RefSeq names its product gastrula zinc finger protein XlCGF57.1-like. The transcript has 3 exons. Gene Ontology annotation, cellular component: nucleus. Lineage: Eukaryota; Metazoa; Chordata; Actinopteri; Gobiiformes; Gobiidae. The coding region runs from base 127 to 1533 and encodes 468 amino acids. Gene Ontology annotation, molecular function: RNA polymerase II cis-regulatory region sequence-specific DNA binding; DNA-binding transcription factor activity, RNA polymerase II-specific. The record is from RefSeq and is a predicted model, not a curated record. Gene Ontology annotation, biological process: regulation of transcription by RNA polymerase II.